AUUAAUCAAUUUCUUACGGCUUAAAGCUUAAAAUACCUAUAAUAGACUGGUCCUAAUGAGCUGCAGUCCCUGGCCAAUUACAAGGAACGAACGAAAAAUUUCAAUUAAUAAUGGCGUCUCCUCGGCCCAAGUCACCUCGUACUCCGAUUUCUACAAAAAAAGAGGACAAGGAAGAGAGUUUUUGGGAUAAAAUUGGGACGUUGGGACGAAAGAAACGCAUAAAAGAAGUACAAGAUGUACAAGAAGAAGGAAAAUAUGCAAUUGAUUCACCUGGGUAUGCAGCUAAUCCUGAUAUGCCACCAGAGGAAUAUGCUCUUGAUGAAAACGAGGAACGUUCCAUGAUAGAGCCAAAAUCUUUGGAAGAUCCCAAGCUUCAAGAAUUGAUAUCUGUAUUAAUCGAAUGGAUCAAUGAUGAGUUGGCUGAUCAGCGAAUUAUUGUGAAAGACAUUGUGGAAGAUCUUUAUGAUGGACAAGUGUUGCAAAAACUUUUAGAGAAGCUAACUGGAGAAAAGCUGGAUGUACCUGAAGUAACCCAAUCAGAGGAAGGACAGAAACAAAAACUUGCUUUAGUCCUGACUGCCGCUAAUCGCGUACUGGGUCGUUAUCCACCUUACAAGUGGAAUGUCGAAUCUGUACAUACAAAAAACAUUGUUGCAAUUUUGCACCUUCUAGUCAGCUUAGCCCGACUUUUCCGUGCUCCUGUUAGAUUACCAGAAAGGGUUGCUGUUCAAGUGGUUGUGGUUCGUAAAAAGGAAGGUCAACUGAUACACAGGACAGUGAGAGAAGAGCUGACGACAACUUAUGAUGAUUUAGGUAUGCGUUGUGAACGUGAUGCAUUUGAUACUCUUUUCGAUCACGCACCUGAUAAAUUGGCUGUCGUUAAGAAAUCGUUGGUGACAUUUGUUAAUAAACAUUUGAGCAAAGUCCAUUUGGAAGUAACUGAUCUAGACACUCAGUUCCAUGAUGGUGUCUUUCUGACGUUGCUACUUGGUCUUUUGGAAGGCUUUUUUGUGCCACUGGGUAGUUUUCACUUGACACCACAGACCAUUGACCAAAAGGUUCACAAUGUUUCGUUCGCGUUUGAUAUUAUGCGAGACAUCGGGCUACCAAAACCCAAAGCUCGUCCUGAAGAUAUUGUAAAUUUGGAUCUUAAGUCUACGCUUCGCGUGUUAUAUAAUCUUUUCACGAAAUACAAAGGGAUAAAUUGAUGGUAUUAAUGUCGACACGCUGCUUUUACGUAAAUGCGUUUUCAUAUUUUGAUAUAAUGAAUAAAUUAAUUACACUAACACUUAUAUACGAUAUAUAAAUUUAUUAUUGUUUACUUCCAUUAAAGGUUGUUUAUAUAAAAGUGCUUAAUUGAACAGUGAGAAGUGAAAAGUUAAAUAGAACAGACAACUACAUACAUGGUUAGCUUAAUGUAAUGUGCCUUUUUACAUCAUAUAUAAUGUAUAAUACAACAUAUAUAAGGUGUUUAACUCAAGGCGUGCCAUCCGUUGUAUACUUGUAGUUUAGAUUAAUGUUGAUAAAAAAAUCCCUAUUUUACAAACAACAAGCAGAAUUUCGAGUUUAUUAAUGAUUGAAAAUGGCCAUAUAUAGGCCAUAUAUAUGAUUUAUAAGUACGUGACAGCUGUUAUACUUAGUGACAGACAGUAAGUAUUAGGUUGUUACAAAAGUUUUGUCAGUUUCUUAUACGUGUUUUUUUGCAGUAGAUUUUUUUUACUAGUCUUUGGUAGUGUAUAGCAUUCAAAUGUGAUUAAAAAACUUAUAGAGUUUUUGUAACACCCUAAUAUAUUAAACCUCGAACCUUGAACCUGUUGCUAGGCACAACUGUCAUAUACGUGUUUAGGCCAUUCUGAACAAGAAAAUUCUUUACCAAUAACAAAGUUCUGUGAAUAACACGCAAAUUUUUGAAUUAUUAAUUAAUUAUUGAUUAAUGAAGCCUCUACAUAAUUAUCCAUUUUUAACAACUCAAAAUUUUGCGUGUUUGUAAAAUGAUAGAGAAUUUUUUGUUUACAUUGACCUAAACUAUAUGUUGUAUGUGAUAAUUGGCACAUCUUACGUAGAUACUUUGUAUAUAUUAUAUUAAUAUUUAUUUACAAUUAUAACAUAUAUUGAAGUUUUCUAUAAAUUUUGAUAUUUAUAUUAAUAUACAUAUUAUAUAUUCUAUUGUACAUUGAACCAUCCUGCUUACACAAUAAGAAUUAUCGCAAAAUAAUCAAUUAUAUAUACAUUUGCAAAAUUUGCUAUUGUGUGUGAAACAAGAGAGAAGAAAAUUACAUUACAAUCUACAUGGUAAAAAAAAGUGUGUUGAAUUGAACACAUUUUACAUGUCCCAAACGGCCAAGGUAAAUAUGUUGGAAAGUAACAUAAAAGUAACACAAAUAUUAUCUCCAGAAUUAC
Dinoponera quadriceps is the source of this 2400-nucleotide messenger RNA. RefSeq names its product beta-parvin (gene parvin). Gene Ontology annotation, biological process: actin cytoskeleton organization; cell projection assembly; substrate adhesion-dependent cell spreading. Gene Ontology annotation, cellular component: cytoplasm; actin cytoskeleton; focal adhesion. The record is from RefSeq and is a predicted model, not a curated record. Gene Ontology annotation, molecular function: actin binding. Bases 111 to 1208 code for a protein of 365 amino acids. The transcript is spliced from 5 exons. Lineage: Eukaryota; Metazoa; Arthropoda; Insecta; Hymenoptera; Formicidae.